This is a messenger RNA of Alternaria arbusti, 726 nucleotides long. RefSeq lists its product as uncharacterized. The record is from RefSeq and is a predicted model, not a curated record. The transcript is spliced from 2 exons. Bases 1 to 726 code for a protein of 241 amino acids. NCBI's taxonomy places the organism in Eukaryota, Fungi, Ascomycota, Dothideomycetes, Pleosporales, Pleosporaceae.
AUGUCUAACGCAGCAACAGAUUCCCUCUCCCCACCGCGCCAUCGACAUAGAACCAAGCGAGAGGUUAUCCCACGCCGCCACACCACACCCUCCUACUCCCCUUACUACAACCGCAUAAUCCGACUCGAAGGCCAAAUCACAUCCAUCAUCUCCAUCCUAAAAUUCUACCUUCGGUACGCAGACUUCCCCACAGACACCUCGCUUUCCGCGCUACGUCUCCAUCCAUUACCUGUAUACUUCGACAUGAUGCAAGAGCUCAUCAGCCACAUCGAAUGCGGAUUAGAUUACAACGGCGCAUUCAACGCCGGCGACCUGAUAUAUCUAGCGCAAGAAUGGUAUUUCCCGCAUGUGAAACGGGGAGUGGAGGCAGACGAAGAGGUGGAAGUAGCACCCCAACCGCACUGGCCUAAAAUCCUGUUUCUGGCACAGCUUCAAAGUAUCCUCGAAGACGCAACGCUCAGUCUGGCUCAGAGUCUGAAGGCUGGUUGGAAGUGGUUUAUGGAUCUUGAUGUUUUCCCAUCGCUACCUGGAGGAAUGAGGGAGUGGGCUUUGGGGUGGCAUGAAUUGCCGUCUGCGAAGCAGAAGGAAUUUCUCCGGCUUUUCGAUGUAAAUGCUCAGGUUCUAAGUGGCACGAUGGACGCAGUGGGUACCAUGUCUUUGCGCGGUCCGUUAACCUUAGACCGCGAGCAACACAAGACCGUCCACUCGACGCUGUCGUUCCGUUGA